Messenger RNA from Wyeomyia smithii (pitcher-plant mosquito), 2189 nucleotides. RefSeq names its product major facilitator superfamily domain-containing protein 8 (gene Cln7). The transcript is spliced from 5 exons. Gene Ontology annotation, cellular component: lysosomal membrane. NCBI's taxonomy places the organism in Eukaryota, Metazoa, Arthropoda, Insecta, Diptera, Culicidae. The record is from RefSeq and is a predicted model, not a curated record. Gene Ontology annotation, biological process: transmembrane transport. Bases 182 to 1888 code for a protein of 568 amino acids. Gene Ontology annotation, molecular function: transmembrane transporter activity.
AGUGUGGCUUCGGGUGUUGAGCGUGCUGGUGGGUUUUUCUUUUGUUUUCUGGAAGUUCAACUCUUCCGCGUUUGUUAUCGUUCGUGCUGCUUUGCUAUUUUCACCGUCACGAUGACCAGUAUACGCUGAUAGUGAGUUUUUUUUUCGUCGUAUGGUUCAUCGGUGGAGUAAAUAGAUCACCAUGGACUUCCUCAAACGCUGUUUCAUCAAGCGCCCUUCGCCAGAAGACUUAGCUGAUGGCCUGGAAACAGCAUCCGAAUACACCGCUCGGUGGAAUUCGAUUAGAAUUAUAUACUACACAAUGUUUUUGAUGUCACUCGGAUUUAGCAUUAUUUUGACAGGCGUGUGCCCCUAUCUGGAUAAGUUAGACCCGCAUGCUGGAAAAGAAUUUAUGGGCUGGAUUGUCGGUGCCAAUCCGGUUGGACAAAUGAUAUUUAGUCCUCUGAUAGGACUGUGGAGUAAUAAACUAAGCUCAAUUAGACUACCACUAUUGUGUUCAUUAGCGCUGUUUUCGAUUGCCAGUGGAAUCUAUUCAACACUAGAACUUUUCACGUCUCAUCAUAAGUAUUGGAUGUUGUAUUCCCGAUUUCUAAUCGGCGUAAGCUCUUCCAGCAUUGCUGUUUGCCGGUCGUAUCUAUCUGCUGCCACCAAACUGAAAGAGCGAACAGCUGCGGUGUCUAUGGUGUCAUUGGCACAAACAUUGGGAUUCAUUGUAGGACCGGCAUUGCAAGGAGUCGUAACUCCACUAGGAGAUCGUGGCUUUUCAUUGUUUGGUAGUGCACUGUAUUUAAAUAUGUACACGGCUACCGGGUGGAUAAACGUGAUGAUGGGGAUUAUGAAUUUCUGCCUGUUUCUUCCGUUUAUAUUUGAGGAGAAAAGAAUUGCUGCUAGGGAAGCUAUGAUUCAACAAGGAAUGGAAACGGAGAAGGAAACUUGGAAAGCCAUGAAGCCAGACUAUGUAUCAGCUUGGUCGUUGAUUUUUGCUUUCUUCAUUCUUGUUUUUAAUUUCGUGUUUCUUGAAACACUAGCUACUCCACUCACCAUGGACAUGUUUGCGUGGACCAAGGCAGAAGCUUUGUAUUAUAUGGCUUGGGUAAUGGCCAUUGGUGCGAUCGUUGCCAGCGUAACUUUUGUCCUGAUAGGGCCAUUGUGUAAAAAGUUUCCCGAACAGAACGUUCUGCUCUGGGGUGGAUUUUUUCUAAUGGUGUUGGGACGCGCCGUUUAUAUACCGAUGGGAGACAACCCACCGAAGUUGGCCAUUCCGGACAAUGAAACUCUUGUUUUGCAGCAACAAGCAGAUAUGAAUGUUUAUGGUUCUAAUUUCUCGGAAGUAUUUUCCAACUUGACAAAACUUGAUUUCGGCGAUAACUCCUCAGUUGGUAGACCGCACGAGCCAACCGAAUUAUUAGGCUGUCCCCCAUCACAAGAGUGGUGCAAAACCACCAAAGGAAUGACAAUCACCCAAUUUUUAAUUGGAUACGCUUUCACGGCGAUUGGUUAUCCGAUAGGAGUGACACUUAUUACGACCAUUUUUUCUAAAGUUCUUGGGCCGCGACCGCAAGGCACGUGGAUGGGUUUGAUGACUGGCUCCGGGUGUCUCUCCCGAGCAAUGGGACCAGUUUUUCUGUCUACGAUUUAUACAAAACUUGGACUGUACUGGACAUUUGGUUCAACUGCAAUGAUGAUGGCUGGCACAAUGCUAUGGCUUUGGUUUGUGCGGAAAAGAUUGACUCCAAUAAGCAGCGAAAAUCCUCUGGCAGGCCGGGAGUUGCAGACAAUGAAUAGGAAGGAAAACGUCGGAAAGGUAGAACCUAGCGAAGUAGAGAAACUAAACAUUAACGGAUCCUACAAAGAUCAGAAACAGCCCGCUUUCGACAAUCCCAGUUGAGUCUGACUCGAUUCGACAAUUUUUCACCUUAUUCUAAAGUGAUGUUUUAGAAGCUUUUACGAACUGCGUGUUGGGUAGUGUUGAUAUUGACAUAAAUACAUGUUGUAUGUACGAAAAUGUGAUACUGAUACGAGUAAAGUCUGAAAAGUUACAUUUUAGGUAAAUUUUUCUUUCUUUAGAAAUUCGUACAAUUACAGACGAUUUCAUGCCAAAAGAAUUUAUAUACUUCAUCUAUCGUAGCAUAGUUAGCGAGUUGAUUACCCUAAUGAGAAUUCAAAAUAAAUAUGUGUAGGUUGCAUAA